Daldinia caldariorum is the source of this 7092-nucleotide messenger RNA. Its product is annotated as ketoacyl-synt-domain-containing protein. The transcript is spliced from 5 exons. The record is from RefSeq and is a predicted model, not a curated record. Gene Ontology annotation, biological process: fatty acid biosynthetic process. NCBI's taxonomy places the organism in Eukaryota, Fungi, Ascomycota, Sordariomycetes, Xylariales, Hypoxylaceae. The coding region runs from base 83 to 6916 and encodes 2277 amino acids. Gene Ontology annotation, molecular function: fatty acid synthase activity; phosphopantetheine binding; 3-oxoacyl-[acyl-carrier-protein] synthase activity.
UUCGAUUCAGAGGAGUCUACAGCAGCAGCCAAACCACCGACAUCUAUCUCUAAGUCGUAUCAUUAACCUACCUUAUAUCAAGAUGGCCAAUCAACUAAAAUUGUAUCUCUUUGGAGAUCAGACAUACGACAUACAACCACACCUCAGGGAGUUGAUGCUAUACAGGCACAAUCCAGUACUGGAAGACUUCCUGGUCAGAGUAUACGACGCCAUCCGUACAGAGAUAUACCAACUUCCAUCUGAAGUCAGGGAUGAUCUCCCUCGAUUCACCUGCUUAGACGAUCUCGUCCUAUGGAAGCAAGAUGGAAAACGGUGCAUAGCCUUAGACAUGGCUGUGACAUGCAUGUACCAGCUCGGCGUAUUCAUCAGCCAAGCCGACACGUGGGAAUUCCACGCCAAUGAUUCCCGCAUUCUGGGUCUCUGCACGGGAGCUUUGGCCGCCGCUGCAGUCGGCUGUAGCCGUAACACACUUGAGCUCAUCCCUGUGGCUGUUGACGCGGUCAUAGUGGCUUUCAGAACGGGCAUACAUGUAACCGACAUGGCACAGAGGCUCCAGACCUCGGAUUCGUCGGACCAGAGCUGGUCAAUAAUUGUACCUGGCUCCUCUUCGGCUGAUGCCGUCAUAAGAUUUUGCGAACAAACGACGCUGCCCCUAUCAGCUAGGCCCUACGUUAGCGCCUACGCUCCAAAUGGCAUCACCGUGAGCGGUCCACCUCGCUCACUUGAGCUGCUUACCCGCUCAGGAACGUUACAUCACUCGAGCUUGAAGGGCAUCAAGAUCUUCGGACCGUACCAUGCUCCGCAUCUAUAUUUUUCAGAGGAUGUUGACGAAAUUGUCGAGAGCCUAAGUUCCAGCAGCACUCGCUCACGCCCAAGCUAUAUUCCUGUCUUCUCCAGCACCGGAAAGGCGGAUGACAGCAGCACCUUCGAGACCCUCCUAAAGUCUGCAGUCGGUCAGAUACUACUACAGCCAAUUCGUUGGAAUGACAUCCUCGAGGAGCUGCAGGUCUGCCUCCGAAGAGAGCAACCCAACUCGUUCACUAUCGUUCCGAUUGGAACCAAGGCCGACCAACUCAUCUAUACAGCGCUUAAGCAGACGUCUCUGCGGCCUUUGCUAGCACAACUUCCAAUUCAGAGUCAACCGACCCCUGCUCAGGGCGGUUCGUAUGCUAGCCCCGGAAAACCCAAGCUUGCUAUCAUCGGAUUGUCAGGAAGGUUCCCCGGUGCCCAAGACAACGAAGCUUUCUGGGACCUCCUUUACCAGGGUCUAGAUGUCCACAAGCCUGUGCCAGACUUCCACUGGGAUGCCAGGACUCAUGUCGACCCCACAGGAAAGGGGAAGAACACGAGCGCAACGGCGUUUGGCUGUUGGCUUGAUGACCCAGCCGGUUUCGAUGCGCGCUUCUUCAACAUUUCGCCGCGAGAAGCGCCACAAAUUGACCCCGCGCAAAGGCUUGCUCUGAUGACGGCCUACGAAGCGAUCGAACAAGCCGGUAUCGUCCCAGACGCCACGCCGUCGACACGCCGCGAUCGUGUCGGCGUCUUUUAUGGUGUGACUAGUAUGGACUGGAUGGAAACCAACAGUGCCCAGAAUGUCGACACGUACUUCAUUCCCGGUGGAAAUCAAGCGUUCAUCCCGGGCCGGGUGAACUACUUCUUCAAAUUCAGUGGUCCAAGUUAUGCGGUCAACACGGCAUGCUCAUCUAGUCUUGCUGGAAUUCACCUUGCCUGCAAUUCUCUCUGGAGAGGAGACAUAGAUACGGCUAUUGCUGGCGGUACCAAUGUUUUGACCAACCCGGACAUGACGGCUGGUCUUGAUAAGGGACACUUCCUCUCGAGAACAGGUAAUUGCAAGACCUUCGACGACUCUGCUGACGGAUACUGCCGAGGUGAGGGCGUCGGCACGGUCAUCAUCAAACGUCUUGAUGAUGCUAUUGCCGACAAGGACCCUAUCUUGGGAUUAAUCUUGGGCGCGUACACAAAUCACUCUGCCGAAUCCGAGUCUAUCACUCGCCCUCACGUUGGUGCUCAGCGUGCCAUUUUUAGCAAGAUCCUCAAUCAAGGUGCUGUCGACCCCUAUUCUAUCGGAUAUGUCGAGAUGCACGGAACCGGUACGCAAGCGGGCGACGCUGGAGAGAUGUCCAGUGUUCUGGAUACCUUUGCUCCACCUCUCGCCCAGGUUAAGGCCGGCCGAACCAGCAGCGAGGCUCUCUUCUUGGGCUCUGCUAAGGCAAAUGUCGGACACGGCGAAGCUGCAUCUGGCAUGGCAAGUCUUACCAAGGUGCUAUUAAUGAUGCAGAAGAAUAUGAUAGUUCCGCACUGUGGUAUCAAGACAAAGAUAAACCACAAGUUUCCAACGGAUCUCGAUGAACGGAACGUUCGUAUUGCUUUGAAGCCUACACCAUGGGAGAGGAGCUCUGAUCCUUCGAAGCCCCGACGAGCAUUCGUGAACAACUUCAGUGCUGCUGGUGGUAACACAGCCCUGUUGAUCGAAGAUGCGCCUCUCCUACCCGAGCCCACCAACGAAGUCGCCGACUCGCGUAACCACCACGUCGUGGCUGUUUCGGCUAAGAAUGGCGUUUCCUUGCAAGGAAACCUGAAGUCUCUACUCAAGUUCCUAGAGCAUAACUCCAGUGUCAACCUUGGCCAGCUCUCGUAUACUACCACAGCACGGCGCAUUCACCACCAGCAUCGUGUAAUGCUUGCUGGCUCAAAUGCUGAGGACCUAUGCGUACAGAUAGAGGCUGCUAUCCGCGACCAGGCAGGAAUGACUAGGCCCAAGGGCUCACCCAAGGUUGUCUUCGCAUUCACAGGGCAGGGUGCACAGUACCCUGGUAUGGGCAAAGAGCUUUAUGACAACUUCUCUCUGUUCCGUACUGAAAUUCGGAGAUUGGAUCGUAUUGGUCAGAGCCUUGGUUUUCCUUCCAUACUGCCUGUUAUCCAAUCGAAAGAAUUGGAUGUCAGCAUCUUCAAGCCCGCCGCUGUUCAGUUGGCUAGCGUCUGUUUGCAAAUUGCACUCACUAAGCUAUGGGCAUCGUGGAAUAUUACCCCUACCGCCGUUGUUGGACACAGUCUAGGAGAGUAUGCCGCCCUCAACGUGUCUGGAGUCCUCUCUGAUGCAGACACAAUCUACCUGGUAGGAGCUAGGGCUACUCUACUCCAAGAGAAGUGCACUCGCGAUACUCACUCUAUGCUGGUAGUUAUGGCAUCAGUUGAGACAGUCCAAGGCAUCCUCAAGAAUCGCACGUACGAAGUUGCUUGUAUCAAUUCACCGACUGAGACGGUUUUGGCCGGCAUCAACGAGGAUAUCGCCGUUUUCAAGAACCUGCUAGCAGAUGCAGGUCUCAAGACAACACUCUUGAAGGUCCCCUAUGCUUUCCACUCUUCUCAAGUGGAUCCGAUUCUAGAGGAAUUCAAGAAAGUGGCUACCGGCGCAACGUACUCCGAGGCUAAGAUUCCAGUGCUAUGCCCCUUGGAUGGAAAUAUCUCUAUUGGCAUUGAAAACUUCGGCCCUGAGUACCUCGCCCGUCAUACCCGUGAACCUGUCAACAUGCGAAAGGCACUCAUGACAGCAAACAGCCGCCAUAUUCUUGGCGAUCAGUCCACCACACUAGAAAUUGGCCCGCAUCCCGCCAUCUCCGGGAUGGUCCGGUCGGUUCUCGGCUCACAAACGAAGACACUGGCAUCAUUACAGAGAGGCAGACCAGUUUUCCAGACUCUAGUAGCUGCACUGAAAUCCCUCUACACUGCAGGAGCUGACAUUCGCUGGUCGGGAUAUCACGCCGAUUUCAAGGCGUCCCAUAAGGUCAUCCAGCUGCCAGCAUACAAUUGGGACUUGAAACCAUACUGGAUUCAAUAUGUCAAUGACUGGUCCUUGCGCAAGGGAGACCCCCCUCUGGUAAUCAGCGGCUCUUCGCGAAUUGAGAGCACCACGGUUCACAGGGUUGUCGAAGAAACUGGCGAUUCUAAGAAAGCCCACAUCAUCGUCGAGGCAGAUGUCACUCGCAAGGAUUUCCGACCGUUGGUAGAGGGUCAUGAAGUUGAUGGAGUCCCUCUUUGCACCCCGGCCGUUUAUGCUGACAUUGCACUCACCGUCGGCACUUACCUCCUUCGGCGGUAUAACCCAAGCAAGGCGGGCAGCAUCGUCAACAUCUCCAACUUGGAUAUUUUUAAGGCGCUAAUCCUCCGUUCUAAUGCCUCUGAGCAGGCUCUUCAGGCCCACGCCGAGGCAGACUGGUCAUCGAAUACGGCGACUGUCAAGUUUAUGACCUUUGACGCCCACAAGAAACUACAGGAGCACUCUCGCUGUGUCAUUCGCUUUACGGACAACAGCCUUCAGCAGAAGCUGCAAAAGGAGGCUGCAAACGUGAAGCAAAGACUGCAAGCUCUCCGCAACGGGAUUACCACAGGUGAGACCGCUCGUUACAACCGCUCCAUGGUAUACCGCGCCAUCCGACCGCUAGCACGGUUCCACGAUGACUACAGAGCUGUGGAUGAAAUCUUGCUCGACAGCAAGACGCUAGAGGCUUCAAGCCGUCUCAGCUUCGGAAGCUUCAAGAAGGGCGGUGACUUCCACACCCAUCCGGGCCUUCUGGACGCUUUGACCUGGUCUGCUGGGUUCUCCAUGAACUGCAGAGAUGACAACGAUCUGGACCGGGAUGUGUACGUGAACCACGGGUGGGGAUCGUUCCAGAUGUUCGAGCCGCUAUCCUUUGAGAAGGAGUACACGACUUACUCUCGUAUGGUCGAAGGCAAAGACCGAUUAUGGCACGGUGACGUGAUGGUCCUACAUGGCGAUAAAGUUGUCGCGCACUUUGGAGAGUUCGCGAUGCAAGGUGUACCCCGCCGUGUCUUGCGGGUUAUUCUAUCAGCAGAAAGCGGAAAUGCAAAGAAACAGGCGCCUGCACAGAAGAGCCAGGUUGCCCCCUCAGUCCCUUCAGCACACUCGUUGCCGUCAAUACCCUCUCAACCUGUCAUUAGUGCGACGAAGCCUCUUGCUCAAAUCAAUGAAAGCCCCUCAUCCUCAACUAACGUUGCGCAAGCCUUGUCCAUCAUCGCCGAUGAAAGUGGCAUUGCCGUGUCGGAUUUGACCGACAACACUGUUUUCGGCGACGUCGGGAUCGAUUCCCUUUUGGGUCUGACCAUCUCUGCCCGAUUCAAGGAGGAGCUUGACAUGGACCUCGACUUCAACGCACUGUUUUACGAGUAUCCCACAGUUGGAGAUCUCAAGGGAUUCUUUGGAGAUUCGAAAUCGGCCAGCACCACCGGUACCUCCACCCCGAGAACCCACGAUGGCAUAGAUACCCCCACUCCAAAGGCGAGCACGACAACUUCUUCAGUCACGGAUGAGACACCCUCGGUGACGAUGAAAGUUGACUUCAAGCGCGCCCUUGAGAUUAUAUCCGAAGAGAGCGGCGUUGCGACGGAAGAUCUUACUGAUGACACCAACUUUGCCGACUCGGGUGUGGACUCGCUUCUAUCGCUCGUUAUCGUGAGUCGGUUUAGGGAUGAACUCGAACUUGACAUCCAACACGAGUCUCUAUUCCUUGAGUGUCCCACCGUUGCCGACCUAAAAGAGUUGCUUCUUGGAUCCUCCGAUACGGGAAGCACAAACCAACCCCCUGUUGAGGAAAAGCCAGAACCUAUCACUGUCACCAAAGCACCGCGCUUCACAGAAAGCGAGAAGGCUGAAUUAGCCGCUCGAAAGGCAGCUGUAGAUGUAUAUGUCGAUAAGUACACCGCCGGCUAUUCGGCGCCAGUGCCUUCGCCAUCCGCCCUUGCCCCUUCGGAUAAUGCAAAGGUUGUCCUAGUAACAGGAACAUCGGGAAGCUUAGGAGGCCACCUAGCUUUCCAGCUAGCGCAUCGUGCCGACGUGAAGACGGUCGUCUGUCUCAAUCGCGAGAACAAGGCCGAAGCCUUUACGCGUCAGAAGAAGGCCAUGAAAGACAAGGGCGUUCACUUCCCCGAACAUCUCCUCUCCAAACUGCACGUGUUGCAGACGGACAGUUCGGCGCCCAUGCUCGGUUUGUCGAAGAGCGAAUAUGACACGCUAGCGGGCUCCGUCACGCACCUCAUCCACAACGCGUGGCCCAUGAGCGUGAAGCGGCCCCUCGACGGCUUCGAGCCUCAAUUCAGCACGAUGCGCAACCUGAUCGACUUCGCUUCCGCCGUGGUAUCCCGCCGCCCCGCCAGCUUCCGAUUCGGCUUCCAGAUGAUAUCGUCCAUCAGCGUGGUCGGGCACUACGGGCGCACGGAAGAGCACGCGGUCGUGCCCGAGGACCGUGUGAGCGUCGACGCGCUUCUGCCCGUCGGCUACGCGCAGGCCAAGUGGGGUUGCGAGCGGAUGCUCGACGAGACCCUGCACAGGUACCCGGAACAUUUCCGCCCCAUGACCGUGCGCCUGGGCCAGAUCGCCGGGUCCAAGGUCAGCGGGUACUGGAACCCGAUGGAGCACUUCGGGUUCAUGAUCAAGUCCUCGCAGACGCUUAACGCCCUACCUGACGUCGACGGCACCGUAUACUGGACGCCCGUCAACGACAUCGCCGGCGCGCUGGCCGAUCUCGUCUUGCGCCCGCACCCGCAGCCCCACUACCCCUUCUACCACAUCGAGAACCCUGUCGGCCAGCCGUGGAAAGAAGUCAACAAGAUCUUGGCAGAUGCGCUAGGCAUCCGGGACUUAAUUCCCCUUGAGGAGUGGACGAAGCGCGUGCGCGCAGCGCCGCAGCGAAACAAUCCGGCUGCUGCGCUGGCCGACUUCCUAGACAGCAACUACCGGCGCAUGUCCUGCGGCGGACUCGUUCUCGAUGCGAAGAAGACGCUUGAGCACUCACCUACCUUAGCGGCGGUGGGUCCGGUCAGCGAGGAAGUUAUCAGGAGAUACAUCUACGUGUGGAAAGAGAUUGGUUUCCUGAAUUAAUGAGUACCUAGGUAGAUAUGGCUAUCUUGCCUACCUGUGGAUAUACAUAGAAAGUUUCAUGCAAAAAGAUUGGAGAGGCUAGAUUGAAAAUAUCGAGAUUACAUUUUGUACAUUAGGAAUGCUAUAGAAUAGGACAGGGGAAUAACAAUUUUACUUUCAUAUAACUUUUCAUCCAA